Endocarpon pusillum Z07020 is the source of this 1623-nucleotide messenger RNA. RefSeq lists its product as uncharacterized. The coding region runs from base 1 to 1623 and encodes 540 amino acids. NCBI's taxonomy places the organism in Eukaryota, Fungi, Ascomycota, Eurotiomycetes, Verrucariales, Verrucariaceae. The transcript has a single exon. The record is from RefSeq and is a predicted model, not a curated record.
AUGCCUUCCUCGAUCACGCUUACUGUGUCCCAUCUGCCGACAUCUACCUCGUUCUUUUUGUCUGCCCUACAGCCACUCAACUACGCAUAUCGUGGACGCAGUGACAACACCAUUGGCUUUGGCUCUACAUUGCAUCCAUCGGCUCCGCCAGACUUCUGGAUCACACAAGAGAUACCAGGCGUUCCUGCUGGAGCUGCACACAUUGCUUUCGAGGCUCCUUCGACGACCGCCGUGCAGCAUUUCUUCACGGCUGCUCUCAAAGCAGGAGGCAAGAUCCAUGGGGAGCCUGCAGUCAGGGAUGAGAGUGGAUACUACUCGGCAGCAAUCAUCGAUUUCGACGGGAAUUCCAUCGAGGCAGUCUUUCGUCCAAGCAAUUCAGAUGACAAGGAGAACGACGUCAAAUCAACGGUGUCUUCCAAGGCUAUGACCAAAGCUGUGUCAGAGGUCAGAAGCCAAGCCUCUCGGGCUCCUCCUUCUGUAGUGGAGUCCUGCAUUUCUCGCUCUGCCCUGCCUAGUGAAGCUCCUACACCGGCUCGAAAGACACCCAGCGACAUGGUUGAAGGAAUCGUAUCUGUGGCUAAUGUGGCCCGCAACUUGGUACAAAGCGUCAGUGGUUCUCAACCAUCUCAACCUCAUCCAACUGGGAACGGUGACGGCAAUGUCAUUUUCGGGACUCUGCUUGGGGUUGCCGCUGGUGCAGCUCUUCACUAUGCUUUUAGCCAUGACAAAGACACAAAAACUCGUCCAGGAUUAUAUGCUCGUAGUGCUACGGAGCCCACGAUGCCCGUUCACCACGAACCCUACGGUCAACUCGAAGGUCCCAAGUACAUUACUUUAGAAGAUAACGACUAUGCAUCAACCAUUCGUCCCAACCACAGCACAGCCGGCUCCUACCGCAAUAGCGUCGAAAGCCAGAGAGUCUACGCCACAGGCUUCGGCAUCGGCUCCAUCGCUCCCAGCAAAGCAUCGAAAGCUAGCCAGCGUACGAGCACUCCAAAAAUGAUCGAGGCGCCUCCAUUAGCACCACCAUCUACAAUACAUCACGCUCCUCAGUCUCAAAUCUCUCGAUCUUCGUCGCAUCAUAACCAAGCUCCUUCGAUGUCACCAUCACACGCUUCACGUCCAUCGACAACGCGGCGCGCUUCGGAAAGAAGCAACGCCGAACCACCAGUCACCACGGCGACAUCCCGCCACAUACUCCGUACCACCUCCGAAUCUCAAAUCCACCGCACAUCAACCUACCCGCCUCCGUCCGCUGCCGCCACAUCACGCACCCUCACGGCUACAUUACGCCCAACCCCACUCUCAGAAGCCAAUCUCGCACGCGUAACCAGCGCUUCCACAGCACCGCCUCCUCCUCCUCCAAGCCUACCCCUCUCUUUGCAUUCAAAGAACAAGGAACCAGAACCUUACCCGAUCGACCUCGAUGGGAGAAGCAGGGCCAGUAAGAGCAGGAGUAAGUCGGGCAGUAGGCAUGGGAGUAAGCAUGGCAGCAGCAGUAAGGCUGCGGGCAGUACAAGUAGCAGGAAAAAGAUGGAGUUGGAGGUUACGCCGGAGGAUAGUGUGAGUCAGGUUAGCAGUGUGAGGAGUGCUAGCACGGUGAGGCACAGAAGUCGGAAAUAG